This is a messenger RNA of Pecten maximus, 1147 nucleotides long. RefSeq lists its product as uncharacterized. The transcript has 4 exons. Bases 46 to 606 code for a protein of 186 amino acids. The record is from RefSeq and is a predicted model, not a curated record. NCBI's taxonomy places the organism in Eukaryota, Metazoa, Mollusca, Bivalvia, Pectinida, Pectinidae.
CUGGUCAGAAUCAUCAUAUUCGGAGAUUUUUCGUUAACUCCGUCUAUGACGCUUUGUGACCAUGAUAAAGGCUGGUUUUUUGUAUAUGACGUAGGAAGUCUGGGCAUGUGUAUUUGGGAACAAGAUUAUGUUCCUGAAGUACCGGCAGUUCUCUUCAUCCCAGGUUCAAGAUCUACAGAAUACAUGAAUGAGAGAGGAAACCUGAAAGCAGAUUUCAUGACAAUAUCAGUCCAAUUUGGGUCAAAUUCGUCAUUGGCGCAAUGCAUCUUACCUGAAUCGACAUACUGCUGUCAGGACAAAGAGGAAACAACUUCCCAGGUCUCAGAUACGCAUAACACCGAUUAUACAACCGCACCGCCUUUACUUAAUAUGGACACACUCGCUAAAAAGGUCGAGGAAAUUAAACAGGAGCUUACGGUGGUCAAGAAGACAACUUCUACAUAUAAGCGAACAAAGACCAGCGCACAUGACGGCCGGAAAAGUUCCCAGAGCAUUGGUAUCGUUGGAGUUUUGAUGAUAAUUACAGUGUUACUACUGAUUGUAGUGCCAGAUAUGUUAGCUGUUGGUCGGAAACUGUACAAAAUGUGGCAACGGAUGUUGGGAUGAUAAAGACAGGGCGGCGUGUGACGAUGUACAAAAUUUGGUGUCAGUUAUGCUGCAAUGGUUUUGUGUGGUGAUGUACAAAAGGCGGUGAGGUGCUCAUGAUGUGAUGAAUCAACACAGGAUAGCAUUUGACUAUUUAAACAAGAAUGCCCCCUACCGGACCCCGGAUUGUAACAGUGACCUUGACGCAGAAACCCAGAAACUCGUACUGCAGUAAAAUAUCAACUUUCACCAACAUACCUCGAAGCAUGACUGAGAAAAGUACAGAAAACUGAGUGGACGGUCGGACGGAUGAGGAAGAAACAUAUAUACAUGUAUAAAUGUAGUCCCUCCAGUUUCACCGGUUGGGGACUAAAAAUGUGGUGACAUGUGCUGUGAUAAUUCCAGGCAGAAUGACGUGUGCGUGUGUGAUAACAUGCCGAGGACAGUACUAAACAUGGUCAUUGGAUUAGCCAGAGCUUUGCAAGCAAACAACAUAAUGCACCGAUUUGUUUGCUUGCAAAUCUCUGGCAUUCAAAUAGAUCAUAAAUACCAUACAAAAACA